Molecule: messenger RNA, 1375 nt
Organism: Contarinia nasturtii (swede midge)
Lineage: Eukaryota; Metazoa; Arthropoda; Insecta; Diptera; Cecidomyiidae
Product: protein MEMO1
Exons: 7
Coding region: 137-1018 (293 amino acids)
Source: RefSeq, a predicted model, not a curated record
GUAUUUUCAUUGUAAAUAAAGAAAAGGCGAUUUGUAGUCUUUUUGUGACCAAAAUACACUGUCUUCUUUGCAAUUGAAUAUUGUUUUGAAUCGAAUAUUUUUUCUCGGUGACAUUUUCAACGAUUUCAUAGAAAUAAUGCCGGAUCGUAGAGCAACUCAUGCAGGCAGCUGGUACUCUAAUUCAGGUAAUCAACUGAAUCAGCAGCUUGAAAAUUGGUUGGAUAAGGCUGAACUAACAUACGGGCCUGCUAGAGCAAUUAUUGCUCCUCAUGCUGGCUAUUCAUAUUGUGGUGCGUGUGCUGCUUUUGCAUAUCGCCAAGUUAGCCCGGCCGUUGUGAAACGUGUAUUUAUAUUGGGUCCAUCACAUCAUGUUCGAUUACGUGGAUGUGCCUUAUCAAUUGCUGAAAAAUACGAAACACCAUUGUAUGAUCUCAAAAUUGAUACUCAAAUCAAUGCAGAACUUGAGAAAACCGGAAAAUUUUCGUGGAUGGACAUGAAUACCGACGAAGAUGAGCACAGCAUCGAAAUGCAUUUACCAUACGUUGCCAAAGUGAUGGAAGCUUUUCGCAAUCAAUUCACAAUUGUUCCGAUUUUAGUUGGUUCAAUAUCGUCCGAUGUUGAAGCGAUUUACGGCGAAAUAUUGGCACCAUAUUUGGCUGAUUCACAAAAUCUAUUUGUUAUCUCGUCAGACUUUUGCCACUGGGGCAAACGUUUUAGCUACACAUAUUAUGAUGAUUCGUGUGGUCCAAUCCACAAGUCAAUUGAGAAAUUAGAUAAAAAUGGCAUGGAUAUCAUCGAAACAUUAAAUCCAUCGGCAUUCAAUGAAUAUCUGAAACGCUACAGCAACACGAUCUGUGGCCGACAUCCAAUUGGCGUUAUGUUACAAGCGGUGAAUAGUCUGCAAUCCCGUGGCUAUCGCAUGAAUUUCAAGUUCCUGAAAUAUGCUCAAAGUAGUCAGUGCUUCAAUAUGUCUGACUCUAGCGUCAGUUAUGCAUCUGGAUCAUUAAUUUUUGAAUGAACUCUUUGACUUUCUAAGUUGACGAAUAUUACAAAUUAAAUUUCAUUUUUUUCCACUGACUAAUUUCAAUUUUAUUGCACUCAGAAUACCAUUUACAAUUUCGAUUGUAAAACAUUUCAAAGAGAAUACCGUUUAAGAGAAAAGAAAGCGAAUAAAAAUUCAACCUUUUUGCUGAUCAACGUUUUCUUUGUAAUUCGAUUCUUCAAUUGUAUUUAAGAAAAGAGUUUUAAUCAGUCUAUGUAUUUCGGAUCCGCGAUAUUUUAGAAUAUCUCGAUAUUUAACAGCUCUGUGCAGUUGCGUUCCAUCCGAAAUACAUACAGACUGGUUUUAAUAAAGUAACAAUUUCGAUCAAUUCAA